This is a messenger RNA of Alligator mississippiensis (American alligator), 3483 nucleotides long. Its product is annotated as cytochrome P450 4V2. The transcript is spliced from 11 exons. Gene Ontology annotation, molecular function: monooxygenase activity; oxidoreductase activity, acting on paired donors, with incorporation or reduction of molecular oxygen; iron ion binding. Lineage: Eukaryota; Metazoa; Chordata; Crocodylia; Alligatoridae. Bases 19 to 1623 code for a protein of 534 amino acids. The record is from RefSeq and is a predicted model, not a curated record.
GUCGGGUCGGGGGGGCAGAUGGCAGCGGCCAUGGGCUCGGGGCUGGCGGUGGCGGAGGCGGCAGGGGGCGCGCGGCUGCUGUACUGGGCGGCGGCGGCGGCGGGCGCCCUGCUCGUGGCGCUGGGGGCAGCCUCUGUCCUGCGCCCGCUGGCCGCGGCCCUGGGCAGGUGGCGGCAGCUGCGGGCGGUGCCGGGGAUCAGCCCCUGCUACCCGCUGCUGGGCAACGCGCUGCUCUUCGAGCCCAAGGGGGAAGUUUUCUUUGAAAAGAUGAUGCAAUGCUGUGAAGAAAACAGAAAUCAACCACUGUUAAAACUUUGGAUAGGACCACUGCCUUGUGUGCUCUUAUAUCAUCCUGAUACUGUGGAGGUUAUUUUGAACAGUUUGAAGAAUAUAGACAAAUCCUAUACUUACAAAUUUCUACAUCCAUGGCUUGGCACAGGACUUCUAACAAGCACCGGAGAUAAGUGGCGUUCCAGGAGAAAAAUGAUAACACCCACUUUUCACUUCACAAUCUUGGCUGAUUUUCUAGAAGUUAUGAAUGAACAAGCCAAUAUUUUAGUUCGGAAGCUUGAAAAACAUGUUGACAAAGAACCAUUUGAUUGUUUUCUAGACAUCACUCUGUGUGCCCUGGAUAUCAUUUGUGAAACUGCAAUGGGCAAGAAUAUUGGUGCACAGAAGAAUAAUGAUUCUGAAUAUGUCCAGGCUAUUUACAAAAUGAGUGAUUUGAUUCAUCAUAGACAAAAGGCUCCUUGGUUAUGGCCUGACCUUACAUACCUUCUCUUUCAAGAAGGAAGGGAACAUAAUAGAAGUCUCAAAAUCCUCCACAGUUUUACUGACAAGGUUAUUACAGAAAAAGCUAGUGAAAAAAAGAAGCAUGAUGAAAGAAAAUGUGACUUUGACAGCAACUGUGAACCAAGUGGGUCAAAAAAGAGAAGAGCUUUCCUUGACAUGCUUCUCAAUGCAAUGGAUAACGAAGGGAACAAACUGAGCUACUUGGAUAUUCGAGAGGAAGUGGACACUUUCAUGUUUGAGGGGCAUGACACAACAGCUGCUGCUAUGAACUGGGCCAUCUAUUUACUUGGUUGUCAUCCUGAGGCCCAGAAGAAAGUUCACCAAGAAUUGGAUGAAGUGUUUGGUGACUCUGACUGUCCCGUCACUGUGCAUGAUUUAAAGAAACUACGAUAUCUUGAGUGUGUUGUUAAGGAAGCCCUUCGUCUCUUCCCUUCAGUGCCAUUCUUUGCCCGGACCUUGAGUCAAGAUUGCUAUAUUAGAGGAUUUAAGGUACCAAAAGGCACAAAUGCAAUUAUUGUUUCUUAUGCGCUGCACAGAGAUCCAGGUGUUUUCCCAGACCCUGAAGAAUUCAGACCUGAGCGAUUCUUUCCUGAGAAUUCUAGUGGAAGGCAUCCAUAUGCAUAUAUACCCUUCUCUGCUGGACCCAGAAAUUGCAUUGGCCAACGCUUUGCACAGAUGGAAGAAAAAGCUGUUUUGGCUACUGUCCUGCGCCACUUUUGGGUGGAAGCAAAUCAAAACAGAGAAGAACUUGGUAUGGUGGGAGAACUGAUUCUUCGUCCAAAUAAUGGAAUCUGGAUCCAGCUGAAGAGGAGAACUGCUCACAUGUCAUGAGAAGAAAGUUUCAAGAGUUUAGAUCUUCAAGUAUACUAGCAGCACCCUUAUUUCGCUUUCUACUUUUGAUCACAUGCACAUUUACACAAAGGAUUUUAGAAAACUACAAAUACAGCAAAAUAUUUCAAAACUUCUAGAUCAGCCAUUCUCAAUCAGGGUGCCAUGGCACCCUGAAGUGCUUCAAGAUCCUUUUAAGGGUGCGAUGGGGUGCCAUGAUGUUAGCACUGUUACGUUUACCAGAUUCACUAGAUAAACCCAGAAAUUUCAAAUAGAAAUCAAGAGUUAUGAUCUUUCCAAGUUCUUUGCAUCAGAAAAACUACUUUACUAUGCAGCCAAAAAAGAGUGAAAGCUAAGAGCUGGCUUUUUCUGACAGGUGCAUUGAGUCUAUCCAGGAGUACCUCAAGUCUUUCCAGGGGUGGGUUGAGUCUAAAAAGGUUGAGAACCACCACUCUAGGUCUUCUUAAAAUAUUCAAAGCAACGCUCAUGAUAUGAUCAUAUCACCCCCAUUCAGAUGGCAAGAUUUGAAAAGUUAUAUUGACAUUUAAACAUCUUGCUUAGCACUGUCCUGGCAUCUUACAUCACCUUUUAUGAGAGUACUAUUUAUAUUGCUCUGUGGGAUAUUCAGCUGACUGACUUCUCAUGUGUUUUGUGCUCUAGUUCAGUUGUUUUUUUGUGAAGGAUACUGAGGUGGUCUUUUGAGUAGAACUGGCUGAAAGCAGAAUUUGUAUUCAGUGAAAAAUUUGGGGAUUUCAAAAUUUAGUUCUGUCCUGAAUCAAACUGCAAAUCAGAAUUUCAGAAGUUUUCAGUCUCCUAAUGACUAUAUAUCUUACAUAACCUUGACAAGCCAAAUUCAGGAGAUUUUGAGAAUUUGGAAACGCCUGAAAUGAAUGUUCUAGAUCUCAUCUCGCUAUCAGCUUAGUUCUACUGACUUCAUUAGAGCUAUAGGAGUUAAGCACGUCCCCAGUGUAUUUAGUCAUUUUUUGUCCUAUAACCCUCAUAUUUGGAUUAUUCUGUUUAAUUCACUGAGCAAUUUGUCCCAUGAGCCAUGUUCUCUCCCACAAAAGUUUAUUCCUAUUGGCUUUUAUAGAUUUAUGCCAGCUGAGAACAGAAACAAAUAUUGAUAGAGUGAAGACCCACUGAAAGUAAAUAUUAAAGUGAAGCAAACAUUGCAGGCAGUCACAUUUGACACAAUUUGAGAGGGGCUUUAUAUUGUUUAGUGCGGACUGUACCUAGGCAGAAUUAGUCGCACAAGUGUGGUUAUUGUACUUUCAGGUAAGUUUCAAUAUUUUAAUAGCUAUCAAAUCAGAGACUUUUAGUAUGCAAUGUCCAAUCUCUUUACAGACUGCAUUAUGCAGUUAAUGUAAAGAUUCUAUGGAUACUCCUAAAACUUUCAACAAAAUGUUUUUAGAAGUGACAAAUUUAAAACUUAUUUUGUAUGUGUAUUUUAUUAGUAAUGCUGGGAUUGCAUACUUUAUUAGAUAGACAAAUUUUAUAUAGGAAAUAAAUUACUAGUGGGAGACAGUGACUUUGAAAAUAUUGAAAUUUAGAAGUGAUCCAGAUUUAACUGUUAGUUUAAUGAAGCAUAAAUCGAGAAUAACUCUAGUGGAUGUUAGAGAAGAAUUUUCUUAGUAUUUGUAAAUUAAAAUCAUUUUUGCAGUCAUGAGUACAGGAUAAACCCUCUUCUGUUAAUGCAUGAUACUGUAUGUCUGGAACCUCUAGGUUUUCAACUGUUUUGUAUACCUGUACAUGUAAUUAAUGGGCUUUAUGACAGAGAAAUCAUAAGUAAAUUGCCCAGUGAUGCAUCUGUACUUUUCUUUAUGACUAAUUGUACCAAAUUUAUUAAACAUGUCCUAAAGGAAA